AACAGUAGCAAUACCGGCAACAGGGCUACAGCUUGCAACAGUAGCAAUACCAGCACAGGGCUACAGCUUGCAACAGUAGCAAUACCGGCACAGGGCUACAGCUUGCAACAGUAGCAAUACCAGCACAGGGCUACAGCUUGCAACAGUAACAGUGCAGGGCUGCACCUUGCAACAGUAACAAUAACAUCGUAGGGUUUAACCGAGCCGGGUUGCAGAUACCCAGAGGGGUUGUAUUAUUUGUGCAAGCUGUAAGGAGGUGAAACCAUCAUGUUGACACCGAUGGAAAACCGCAGGGUGACCCAGGUAGAAAACCGCAGGGUGACCCAGGUAGAGAGCCACAUCACGACCCAGACGGAAGAAAGCUUGCAAUACAAUCACCACAACUACGAGUACGAGCUGCAGGAAUACAUGCUGCAAGAGGACGAUUGGGACAGGGACCUGCUCCUGGACCCUGCCUGGGAGCAGCAGCAGAGAAAGACCUUCACUGCUUGGUGCAAUUCACACUUGCGAAAAGCUGGCACUCAGAUUGAAAAUAUUGAGGACGAUUUCAGAAAUGGCCUUAAACUUAUGUUAUUAUUGGAAGUUAUUUCAGGUGAACGACUCUCAAAGCCAGACCAGGGCAAGAUGCGGUUCCAUAAAAUUGCGAAUGUUAACAAAGCUUUGGAUUACAUAGCCGGCAAAGGAGUAAAACUUGUGUCAAUUGGUGCUGAAGAAAUAGUAGAUGGGAAUGCGAAGAUGACUCUUGGAAUGAUUUGGACUAUCAUUCUCCGUUUCGCUAUUCAAGAUAUAUCUAUAGAGGAAACAUCUGCGAAGGAGGGCCUACUGCUUUGGUGCCAGAGGAAAACUGCUCCAUACAGGAACGUAAAUGUACAGAAUUUCCAUACGAGCUGGAAAGAUGGCCUUGCUCUCUGUGCUCUCAUCCACCGACAUCGACCUGAUCUUAUUGACUACUCCAAGCUGCAGAAGGAUGAUGCCCUUUACAACUUGAACCUUGCUUUUGAGAUUGCAGAAAAAGAACUGGAUAUUCCUAAAAUGCUGGAUCCCGAAGAUAUUGUGAACACACCUAAACCUGAUCAGAGGGCUCUUAUGACAUAUGUUUCCUGUUUCUAUCAUGCUUUUGCUGGAGCAGAACAGGCUGAGAUGGCAGCCAACAGGAUAUGUAAGAUACUGGGCGUUAAUCAGGAGAAUGAAAAUUCAAUGGCAGAUUAUGAAAAGCUAUCCAGUGAGCUCCUGGAGUGGAUUCAGAGGACCAUUCCUUGGCUGGAGAAUCGGACCUCGGAGAAGACCAUGCAGGCCAUGCAGCAGAAGUUGGAGGACUUCCGAGACUAUCGGCGCCUGCACAAACCGCCCAAGAUCCAAGAGAAAUGCCAGCUGGAAAUCAACUUCAACACAUUGCAGACCAAGCUGAGGAUCAGCAACAGACCAGCCUACAUGCCAUCUGAGGGCAAGAUGGUCUCAGACAUUGCAAGUGCUUGGCAGCGCCUUGAACAGGUAGAGAAGGGUUAUGAGGAAUGGCUUCUGAGUGAGAUAAGACGACUGGAACGCCUGGAACAUCUGGCUGAGAAGUUCAGACAGAAAGCCACGACUCAGGAAAUAUGGUCACAUGGGAAAGAUCAAACCUUGGUGCAAAAAGACUACGAAUCUGUCACUUUGACCGAAGUGCGGGCUUUGCUGAGAAAGCACGAGGCAUUUGAGAGUGAUCUGGCAGCACAUCAGGACCGUGUGGAGCAAAUUGCUGCCAUUGCACAGGAGCUGAAUGAGUUGGACUAUCACAAUGCUGCUGGAAUAAAUGAACGAUGCCAGAAGAUCUGUGAUAAAUGGGAUAGUUUUGGAACUCUGACUCAGAAACGUCGGGAAGCUUUAGAGAGAACCGAAAAGUUACUGGAAACAAUCGAUCAGCUGUUCCUAGAGUUUGCCAAAAGGGCUUCUCCCUUUAUCAACUGGGUGGAAGGAGCAAUGGAAGAUCUACAGGACAUGUUCAUUGUUCACAGCAUUGAAGAGAUCCAGAAUCUUGUAGCAGCUCACGAACAAUUUAAGGCCACCCUUCCAGAAGCAGACAGUGAGAGACAAGCCAUUCUGGGAAUCCUCAAUGAAGUGCAGAAGAUAAUGCACACCUAUGGCAUCUUGACAUCUAUGGCAAAUCCUUACACCUCCAUAUCCUGUGAAGAAAUUAAUGCCAAAUGGGCAAGGGUGAAGCAACUGGUUCCUCAGAGAGACUCGGCCCUGCAGGAGGAGGUUGUGCGGCAGCAUUCCAACGAGCGUCUCCGUCGCCAGUUUGCCACCCAGGCUAACGUAGUUGGGCCUUGGAUCCAACACAAGAUGGAGGCUAUUGGUCAAAGUUCUAUUGAGAUGAGUGGAGCCCUGGAAGAUCAGAUGAACCAACUGAAACAGUGUGAGGAAGUCAUCAUUAACUACAAACCCAAUGUGGACAAACUAGAAGGAGAACAUCAACUUAUUCAAGAGGCUCUGAUCUUUGACAACAAGCACACCGGCUACACAAUGGAGCACAUCCGAGUCGGCUGGGAGAUGCUCCUCACUACAAUCGCUAGGACUAUCAAUGAAAUUGAGACGCAGAUUCUAACCAGAGAUGCUAAAGGAAUCACCCAGCAACAAAUGAAUGAAUUCCGGUCUUCAUUCAACCACUUUGACAGGAAGAAGAAUGGAGCGAUGGAUCCGGAUGAUCUUAGAGCUUGUCUCAUCUCCAUGGGCUUUGAUCUGGGUGAGGCUGAGUUUGCACGGAUCAUGAAUUUAAUUGAUCCAAAUAAUACCGGCAAAGUGACCUUCCAGUCCUUCAUCUCUUUCAUGACCCGAGAGACUGCUGACACAGACACAGCUGACCAGGUUGUGGCUUCCUUCAGGAUUCUGGCAGGAGAUAAGCCUUACAUUCUGCCUGAGGAGUUGCGCCAUGAAUUGCCUCCCAAACAGGCUGAAUACUGCAUUUCCUGCAUGCCACCCUACAGAGGGCCACCUAGUGUACCAGGAGCCCUGGACUAUGUCUCGUUUUCAACAGCGCUGUACGGUGAAAGCGAUCUGUAAUAAAGAAUCCUGAUACAGCCUUUUCUUCCCUUCCUCAGCCUGAAUAUUUUAGUGAUUGAAAGUGUAGAUUAGUGAAUAACCUUGAAUGCAAUACUAGACGUGAAUGUCUAAAAUUGAUGUUGUGCUAAGCAAAAUGAGAAAGUAUGUCAGCCUGGUAUGAGGUAUUAGUAUUAUGUAGGGGAAAUCCAUUGGCAUUUAAUGGCACUGUGCGACUACAAAAUCUGAUGCAUGAAUAAUAGGACUUAAAAAUGUGAACAUUUAUUCCUCUUGGUAUUAAAACUGAGUCGUAGAUGACUUGCUUGAUAGAUUUGUUCACCAAACAUGUAGGAAUAUUUAAACAAAAAAAGACUCCAAGUGCUGGAGUAAUUCAACGGGUCAUGCAGCAUUUCUGGAGAACAUGGAGAGGUGGCGUUUCUGGUUGGGACCCUUCUUCAAACCCCUAAACAUCACCUAUCCAUAUUCUCCAGAGAUGCUGCCGCCUUCUUCUUGUGUAUGGCGUGCACAGCCUAAAGUUGUAAGACAACUUGUUCUGUUUGAUCUUCUGUUUGUGCACGCCAGGUUGAUUGCAUUCGUCGAAACAGGGUGGACCACGUGAAGGUUACAAUCUCCAACCCCUGAUGUUGCCUGACCCGCUGAGUUACUCCAGCACUUUGUGUCUUUUUCUGUAAACCAACAACUCCAGUCCCUUGUAGCCACAUGUAGGAAAUUACCACUAAUACUUAAAAAAAAAAAACAGUUCAUAUUCCUCCUACACUAUGUCCAUGGAAAAGCUCAAUGGUUCUUUAUCACAUAAAUGCAUUUUGUGCCAGCAAUGAAGAGAUACAAUUAUAGACCAGCCGUGAGCACAGUUUUCUUUUUGGCAUCUGCUGCCCAAUCAGUCCUUUGAAAAUCAAAGUAAACUGCAGAUGCUGAAAAUCUGAAAUAAAAACAGAAAAUAGCAAAUACACUCAGCAAGUCAGGAAGUCUCUGUGGAAUGAGAAGCAGAGCUAAUCUGAAGCAUUUACCCUGUUCCCCUUUUCGCACCUGCUCAGAGUUUCUGAGGCAAAACAUAAAGUGCAGAGGGAACGCAGUGGGUCAGACAGCGCUAAUGGAAGGGAUAGGUAUGCAAAGUUUUGGCCAGGACCCUUUUUCAUACUCAAGCAUUUACAUGUGUUUCUAACAUUUUCUUUAUUGCCUCAGUCCUAUACAGUGCAUUCAGAAAGUAUUCAGACCCCUUCACUUUUUCCACAUUUUGUUACGUUAUAGCCUUAUUCUAAAAUUGAUUAAUUUUUUUUUUUUU
Leucoraja erinaceus (little skate) is the source of this 4315-nucleotide messenger RNA. Its product is annotated as alpha-actinin-2-like. Gene Ontology annotation, biological process: actin cytoskeleton organization; muscle cell development. NCBI's taxonomy places the organism in Eukaryota, Metazoa, Chordata, Chondrichthyes, Rajiformes, Rajidae. The record is from RefSeq and is a predicted model, not a curated record. Gene Ontology annotation, molecular function: actin filament binding; calcium ion binding. Gene Ontology annotation, cellular component: cell junction; Z disc; plasma membrane.